GUUACUUUUACCCACCAUCUUGUUCAUUGCCGGAACACUUUCUCGGAUUACAGUACAACGUCGUUAGCGGUGUUCCUGCCACCCAUCUGUUACUGUGAAUACAGAAACGCUGAUCCGUAUGUGCGUGUAACGUUGCCUGCCUAUGCUGUGCGUGUAUGCAAUAGACAAGACUGCGAUUGUAAAUAUGAAGACCUACAGUUUCGAGGAACCGACCAUGUGCCUUCAAAAUGCCCUCUUUUGUGGGGACUAUAUGCACAGAAGUGCUACAGAUAACGACUUUGUGUCUUGUUGCCAUGGUAUCUUGUUGCCAUGGUACAACUCAAAUCGUGCAAGCUGCUGUGUUCAAACGCGUCGAAGGUCAAAACGCGAAAGACCUCAAAGCGCGAAAUUUUUCUCUAGUAGCACCUUUCCUUUUCAGCGUUUCAGUGCCCCUUUUGCAAUAAAAAGAAUGAGUGCCAUUGCUGCCAUUGACAAACAAACUGUGCAUCGGAUAUGCUCUGGCCAAGUCGUCCUUGAUCUCGCCACGGCUGUCAAAGAACUUGUUGAAAACAGUCUUGACGCUGGUGCAAGUUCCAUUGAAAUCAAGUUUAAAGAAAAUGGACUUGAAGGGAUUGAAGUGAUAGAUAAUGGAUAUGGAAUUGCACCUGAAAACUAUGAACACUUGGCAUUAAAGCACUACACGUCAAAAAUACAGCGGUUCGAAGAUUUGGAAAGCGUAAGAACGUUUGGCUUUCGAGGCGAAGCGUUGAGUUCAUUAUGUUCCUUGUGUGAAGUCGUCGUUGCGACAGCUACGAAAGAACAAGCACCAAGAGGCGUCAAACUCGUUUAUGAUGCAGAAGGACAUCUUGUAUCACAAUCACCGUUUGCUCGUGCCAUGGGUACCACGGUCCAGCUAUCGAAAAUUUUCCAUGCUUUGCCAGUACGACAGCAAGAAUUUCAACGCAAUAUCAAACGUGAAUAUGGCAAAGCACUUGCAAUCAUUCAAGCUUACGGCAUCAUUGCCAAAAACACAAAGAUUAUUGCCACAAGUCAGCCUGCUCGGGGUAAUAAUACACGCGCAAUUGCUACAAGUGGAAACAAGGCCGUUCGUGAAAAUAUCUCGAAUGUUUUUGGUGUCAAGGUGCUGUCCCAAAUCACUCAUUUUCAAGUCGACCUCGCCCCCGUGCUUAGUAGAGUAGGGCGCCGUGCCGAUGAAGAGGAUAGUAACGGUGCUUUGUCAGAAUCACAACCAGCGAUUCAUGGGUUUAUAUCCAAACCAGAUUUCGGCCAUGGACGUGGUAGUGGUGACCGACAAUACUUCUUUAUUAAUGGCCGGCCCUGUACGCUUCCAAAGCUUGCCAGAGCCUUUAAUGAAUUGUAUCGCUCCUUUGUUUCCAACCAAUACCCAUUCAUUGUUGCAGACAUUCUACUUUCACCAGACAUGUACGAUGUCAAUGUCACGCCUGAUAAGCGAACUAUCCUUCUUCACAACGAACAACCUAUCAUUGAAUAUUUUAUCGAUGAGCUUCGCGAACAGCUUGAACCAUCACGAUCCACAUUUGUAGCAGAGCCUCUUGUACUAUCCAAUUUAAGGCAGGGUGACUCAGAUCCAUCAACGACAGCAUCAUCCAAUGUGUUGUCUGAGCUGAGACACCAAGAAGAUCCUAACUCUCUUAUACCCGAAGCUACCACACCAACACCCACACCGUCACCAUCGUUCACCACCACAACCACUUCGGGAGCAUCGUCAUAUCCAAUCACAUCUAUGUCAUCAUCUCGAGUAAAAAACGCACCACAACCUGCACCUACGCGCAUGUCACUCGCAUCUUUUACGUACUCGAACCAACGGACAUCCUACACAGCAGGCAGUAGCCGGAAACGACCAAACAGCAGCAUCACUGAUUUCUUGAGCAAACGACCGCGCCCCCAGCAAGGACCUGUGGAUGACGUUCUUGAAGAGCUUAGUCGGAAAUCAGUGGAAAGCGAGAACGAUGAACUAGCGGAUGACGAGGAUGGCGAUGAUACACCGAAAACCACAGCAACUACUACCAAUUCAACAGCGAUUGACGAUCAACAGCCAUUGACGAUACAUUUUGAGGACGGACAACAACAAGAAGAAGACGAGGAUGAUGGAGAAGAACCGAUGGAUCUGUUUCAAGACAACGAUGCAAUGAUUUUGAGCACUCCUGGCCCAUGGUAUACACGCGGUACAACACGAUCAGCCUCUAUCCGACCUGAGAUGUUACAAAGCUCAGUGUAUUGCAGGCAAAGACUACGACGAUUUUCCAAUAAAACAAACAGAUCAAUAUCUCAGGACAUUGGUGAUAGUAAUAACAGUACACCCACGACCGUUGUUCUCGAAAGUGCAGAUCUGACAAAUACGGACGACCAUGAAAUAGCAGCAGCAGCACUCAACCGGGUGAUCAAAAAGACAGACUUUGCAAAGAUGAAAGUGAUUGGACAGUUCAAUCUCGGGUUCAUCAUCACAAUGCUUGACGGCCAUGAUCUGUUUAUAGUGGAUCAGCACGCGUCGGAUGAAAAGUACAACUUUGAGACUCUGCAGUCGACAACAAUCAUUGAUGGACAACGUUUGAUUAUGCCAAAAAACCCUGAACUGACGCCUUUCGAAGAACAAGUCGCUAUGGCAAAUGAAGAUAUUCUGCGUGCCAACGGCUUUGAACUGGAAAUCGAUCCAAGCAAAGAAUCGACACAACGCAUUCGUAUCCUUUCCCAUCCAACUUCCAAGAAUGUAGAAUUUACUGAUAAGGAUUUCAGCGAACUAGUGCAUGCUCUAUCCGAACGUCCAGGUCAAAUGGUACGAUGUUCCCGCGUCCGCGCCAUGUUUGCUUCAAGGGCUUGUCGAAGUUCAGUCAUGAUAGGGCAUUGUCUUAACAUGCGCAAAAUGUCCCAGAUAGUUCAACAUAUGGGUGAAAUCGAUCAGCCUUGGAACUGUCCGCACGGAAGACCUACCAUGCGUCACCUUUGUAGUAUAGCAAAUGCGUCAACAAAAGGGAUCAUGCCAAGAAAGCCAGAAAGGGCGAUCGGAUGCAAAGGGUCGUUGUUCCGAUAGUAAACCGAGCUACUGCCUUUCUUAAAGUGUGUUCCGUUUAUGAGAAGAGCAUUUAUACAGGAUUUUUCCUAAUGAUUGGCGGGGCUUUUUUUCCCAUCAUGGCGGGGCUUUUUUUUCACUUUGUCGUUGGGGGUGUUUGUGAUUGGCGGUGUGAUUUUCGUGAAUGGCAGGAGGAAAAAAAUACAAUGGCGGCCGAGUUACAGGUUGAUGGCAGAAUAAUAAAUUCAUAAUGGCGGCCGUAAUUUCAGGUUGAUGGCAGAAUAGUAAAUCCAUAAUGGCGGUUGGGUAAUUAUGGUAAUCGUUUUGCUUUCUUUUUCUCAGCAUGACAGUUAAUGAUUUUCGA
This is a messenger RNA of Zychaea mexicana, 3392 nucleotides long. RefSeq lists its product as uncharacterized. Gene Ontology annotation, cellular component: MutLalpha complex. Gene Ontology annotation, molecular function: ATP hydrolysis activity; ATP-dependent DNA damage sensor activity; mismatched DNA binding. The record is from RefSeq and is a predicted model, not a curated record. Gene Ontology annotation, biological process: mismatch repair. Lineage: Eukaryota; Fungi; Mucoromycota; Mucoromycetes; Mucorales; Lichtheimiaceae. The coding region runs from base 143 to 3049 and encodes 968 amino acids. The transcript has 13 exons.